AUCAAAGCCCAACUUAACAUUUGGAUCUGUUUUGUGUGGGAGUGAGCCCAAUGCCACUGUAGAGAGAGAGAGAGAGAGAGAGAGAGAGAGAGAGAGCUGCAUCGACUGAUAGUGAAAGCUGCGAUGGAUACUGUGCUCUCCACUCUCAGUCAGGCCCUAGCUUCGUACUCCGAGCUGAUUGUAGCUGGCGAUUACGUCGCUUCGGAGCAAUCGAUUGCAGAGCUCGUCAAAUUCCUCCAUUCGAUCUCUGAAUCGCUAAUAGCGGAAGAAGAGCCUCAGUAUUCGGAAGAGUUGGCUGUUGAAAUUAUCACCCAAAUUCAUCGAUACGUGGCCGCACCUGCGCUUGGACAGGAGAUUAUCGAUGCGUUAGCUUUUGAGUUGCCCAAGGCUGUGGCGCGGCUUGCUUGUGUAUCGUCUAGGUGUUUGGAGGUGGCAGAAGGUGUAGUUGAUUUGUUCGUGGAGAGAUGUAGUCCGCGGGAGAUGCUUUCGAUUUUACUGGAGGCAAUAUCAUCUCUAAGUGAUCCAUUCAUGAGUCCUUGUUGCUUCGUACCUCUUCUUGGCGGGCUCAUGAAAGUUAUCGUAUUAAUUCAGAGGCGGCUCUAUGAACAAGUGAAACAUGCAGUUCCAAUCAUUCUUAAUGUUUUGACAACCAUGUGCUUGAAGUCAGAUGAUGAAGAUACAGAUUUUGAGAAACUGUUCCAUAGAGCAACUGGCAUUGCCUGCUCUAUAAGAACUAUCAGUGUAAAGUUGGAAGGCGAGGACAACAGGAAACUCAAUGCUUUGUUAGGCCUAUAUGUCUUGCAGAUCAUGGCUCUUGUUUCAUGUGGAAUGACAAGGGACAUAUCAAGAUGUCGUCCUGUGGUGCUGCAGUUGUCUGACUUCCUUCCCCAUUGUGAUUUGUCUUAUAUCGGUCUGGUAACAGGAUGUGAGGUUGAUAAGAUCUCUAAACUAGUUAUUGGAGAUGAUAGUGAAGUUGGUGUGGAUUGCUUUUCUCAAGUGAAGCUUGGAGCAGUUCUUGCUGUGAUUUGGGGCUUCGGGGCUAGUGAGAUUGCUGUCGCUGCCAAAGCUGAUAUGACCUCUGUCUUAAUGGAACUUAAAGGUAACUGGACUAGAAGAUGGGAGGCAGUAGGCAUGUUGAAGUACCUAUUCUCAUAUGCUAAUCUGCCAUGGGCAUUGAAGUGGGAUGGUAUAAGCUUCCUUGCAUGCAUCAUGGAUGGCAUUGUGUCAAACAAAGACAAUGAUUUUGUGGACUACUCAUCACAUAUGCCAACUAUGUAUGCCAGCUUGAAGGUUGUUGAAAUGGUUAUCAUGUAUGCUCCAGAUUCGGCACUGAGGAAGAAAACAUUUAUGACAUUCAAGAAGAUGCUUGCAGAUAUCCCAACUCCUUGGAGAUUUUCUGUCUUAAUGGCUUUGAUCAAGAAUAGCAACUCUCCUUCUAUGACUGGAAUACUUAUAGAUUGUGUCAGAGAGGAAAUGCACUUGGAAAAGGUCAAAAGAAAUGCAUCAGUGGACACCGUCCCGAAUAGCGAAGUCAGUCAAUCUUCAUCGUUUUGGAACCCAUCUGUGCUAGAAUUGGUACAAAUGGUUCUCAGGCCUCCAGAUGGUGGACCUCCGUCCCUUCCUGAGGACAGUGAUGCAGUUUUAUCAGCUCUCAAUCUCUAUAGAUAUAUACUGAUCACCGAAUCAACAGGAAAUUCUAACAGUACCGGAAUAUUAGCAAAGGAGAACCUGCAGAAAGUGUACAAGGAAUGGCUUCUCCCGCUACGCGUAUUGGUGAGUGGAACCGUCUCAGUAAACAUGAGAGCAAACGAUGAUGAUACUGUGUGUGCUCUCAACCCCGUGGAGUUCGUUCUCUACCGUUGCAUCGAGCUCGUUGAAGAGAAGCUCAAACAUUUGUAACUUGUAGCAGAUCUUAGCUGUUCAUUCUAGGCAACUCACAUUUGUGUUGUAGCUGGACCUCUACUAUACUAGUUUCUUAUAGUGAGAUAACUGCUUUUGAAUAGUAAGAGUGUUUUUGAUGCGUUUAUAAAAGCUUCAAAAACAUUUUACCUUGUAUGUUCAUUAUUUGCCUAAAUCUGAAAUGCAUUCGGAUUUUCUGGUUAGUUAAAA
Molecule: messenger RNA, 2109 nt
Organism: Salvia miltiorrhiza (redroot sage)
Lineage: Eukaryota; Viridiplantae; Streptophyta; Magnoliopsida; Lamiales; Lamiaceae
Product: aberrant root formation protein 4
Exons: 14
Coding region: 124-1899 (591 amino acids)
Cellular component (GO): cytoplasm
Molecular function (GO): ubiquitin-protein transferase inhibitor activity
Source: RefSeq, a predicted model, not a curated record